AUGGGCAUCAUCUCGAGCAUGUCGAGGGCGGAGGAAUUACCGUCGAAUCCGAUGCGGAAUGGCAUCGACGCCGGCAGUCCUGUUCGCCGCAUUUUGUUCCUGGAUGCAUAUGACUCCUUCACCAACAAUAUUGUCUCGCUCCUGAAGGAUGCGCUCGGCAGUCACAUCACGGUGCAUGUUCUGCACAUGGAUUUGAAGACAAUUGACUCGGAUAGCACGCCCGAUUGGACGAGGCAGGAGUUUCUGCACCGUCUUGCGGAUUUUGACGCUGUUGUUUGCGGGCCGGGGCCGGGUUCGCCGCUUCACGAUGCGGAUGUUGGUGCCUUCAAGAUGCUUUGGGAUCUUCCGAGGGAGCAGUCGGUGCCGGUUCUGGGAAUUUGUCUGGGAUUUCAGAGUCUGGUGGAGCACUUUGGGGGCAAGAUUCGACGGCUGCGAAGGGGUUUGCAUGGCAUGGUGCGAGAGAUUGACCAUGUUCAGGUGCCGCCUGCGGAUAUCUUCGACAGGGUGCCUCGAUUCAAGGCUACCUUGUAUCAUAGUUUGUGCGCGGAUAUUGGACAGGAUUAUGUUCCGGAGCAGAAAUGGCGAGAGGCGAGGUGGCAGGCGUCAAAGCAGGCACCUGAUUUGAUGCCGUUAGCUUGGAUAUCGGAGGACUAUGAUGGCGAACACCCUGAUGACCAGGAGCGCAUAUUAAUGGCUGUUCGGCAUGCUACCAGGCCGCUAUGGGGUGUUCAGUAUCAUCCCGAGUCUGUGUGUACCGAGUCGGCGGCGAAGGCUGUGAUUCGGAAUUGGUUUCACCAGGCAUUGAAAUGGAACGAGGUGACACGACGACAAGUGCGGAGGAAGCCUAGCGUGGACCAUGUUGAUAGCUUGAAUCCAUCGAAUCAUAGUCUUCCCGGGCUGGAUUCUGGACGGAAGCUGUCGGCCUGCCCUUGGUGGAAUGACUUGCAGUCUGACUUGGCUCGUCGGGGUAUCAACCCGGGGUAUUCAUAUCGACAGAUCAAACUUCCCGAAGGAGUGGACACAGCUGAGAUUGCAGAGGUACUUGGUCUUGGAUCCAAGGAUACGAUUAUUCUGGACUCGUCGAGUACCAUCAAUGGUGAUCCUCUUGCCCGAAGCUCCAUCAUUGCUCUGGGGGUGGAAGAAGCUCUACGACUAGAAUAUCACGUAGGCGACAACUAUUUGGUACUCCGGCAGCCUGAGACCUCCGGAAGACGGGGGCAGUGCCAACGAAUAUGCCUUGGAGAGGACGUGGAUCCUUGGAGUCCCUGGCAUGUCAUGUCAGAGUAUUGGCGAUGGAGAAAGUUGCCUGAAAACGAUAUUACGGCGGCGUUCAAAGGCGGCUUCAUGGGGUUUGUCACAUACGAAAUGGGUCUUAGUACUCUGAGCCCUGGAUCGGUCUCCAAGUCGCGCGGUCACCAUCGACCUGAUCUGUGUAUGGCUUGGGUGUCUAAGAGCAUUGUGCUUGAUCACCAAGCUGGAGUUGCUUACGUCCAAGCCCUCAGUACCGACGACUGCAACGACUCGUGGCUAGACGAUGUCGUUGAAACCAUUCAAAGCUCACAAGCGUGGCAGCAGCCUGGCUGUGGACGAAGCUCUGAUAUGAAGCCGCGUCGUUCCAACGAAGCUCUCCUCGAUGAUGUGCGUAGAGGUGGUGGCCGUUUACACGUCUCUGUCCCGGACUCGAAUGGCUAUGAAGCCAAUGUCAGCAAGUGUCAAGACUUUAUCAGGGAAGGCGAGUCGUACGAACUUUGUUUGACAGCGCAGACAACCAUGACUAGACCACCGGGCAACGACCAACCACAUCACACUCGGCCAGCUGCAACAACACGGGAACACGCGACGCAAAAGAAGAUGCCUUCUGUGAGCGAGGCGUCUCAGCAUGGAACACCUUGGCAAAUUUACCGGGCGUUGAGAACGAGGCAGCCUGCACCUUUUGGCUCAUUUACCCGCCUUGGUGGAGCGACUAUAAUCAGCUGUUCGCCGGAGCGAUUCUUGAUGCACGAUCCGAAGGGUCUGUGCUCUAUGAGACCCAUGAAAGGGACAGUGCGAAAGUCUGCUGCAGUAUCGACAUUGGCACAGGCCGAAAGGAUUCUCCAUGUACCCAAGGAAGAAGCUGAGAAUCUCAUGAUUGUGGAUCUUGUACGGCAUGACCUGUAUGGUGUGUGCGGUGCGCAAAGUGUCACCGUGCCAGACUUACUCCGGGUUGAGGAGUACGCCAGUGUCUUUCAAAUGGUGACUGCUGUUAAUGGCCAGCUCCCAGCUGAAAAACUUGCGGCUGGAACUGACCCAAGCAGAGGAGCGUUUCCUUUUACCGGUAUGGACGUUCUGGCAAGUUGCUUGCCUCCGGGCAGCAUGACUGGUGCUCCCAAGAAGCGCAGCUGCGAAAUCUUACAGACGAUCGAGCCCACAGAACGGAGCAUUUACUCCGGCGUUAUUGGGUACCUGGAUGUGCAGGGCAAAGGCGACUGGAGUGUUACUAUUCGUACCAUGUUUCGCUGGGACGAUGAAAAGGCUCCCGCCCAAAGCGGAGAGGCUGAACCUCGCGAAGUCUGGCGAAUUGGUGCUGGUGGUGCGGUCACGACACUCAGCACGCCGGAGGGAGAACGAGAAGAAAUGUUUACCAAGUUGUGUGGACCCCUUGGAACGUUCUCGGAUGUGGCGUAA
Molecule: messenger RNA, 2664 nt
Organism: Pochonia chlamydosporia 170
Lineage: Eukaryota; Fungi; Ascomycota; Sordariomycetes; Hypocreales; Clavicipitaceae
Product: aminodeoxychorismate synthase
Exons: 1
Coding region: 1-2664 (887 amino acids)
Biological process (GO): L-tryptophan biosynthetic process
Source: RefSeq, a predicted model, not a curated record